UGCAGGGAGCAGUCAGCUGAGAGGACAGAUUUCUGUUGCGGUGUUUGCGUGGUUACAAUCGAUCUGUGAGUGGGUGUGUGUGGGUGUGUGUGUGUGUGUGGGUGUGUGUGUGUGUGUGAGCGCGCUGAGGAUGUGAAAUCAACAUGGUCAGGAGACACAGUGAAGACUAGUUAUCAGCUGAAAGUGAGCACCAUGGCCGCCUUCCAGCUGCUCUUCCCGCUGAUUCUCAGCUGCGUGGCGGCAUCUGCACGUCCUCCCCGCCACCUCCCUGCAUGCCAAGUUGUCCAGAUGGAUGCGUUUUGCAGCGAUCUGAGCCUCAGAAGUGCCCCAGCCGACCUUCCUCAUGGCGUCCAAAUGCUGGACCUCUCCCGCAACCAGGUGCAGAAUCUCACCCAGAAAACUCUCGCGUACCACACGGGUUUCCAUCACCUGAACCUCCACUCGAACAACAUCCACUUCAUCCAGCCGGGGCUCUUCAAAGACAUGACGGAUCUGAAAGUCUUGGAUCUGUCCAAGAACCAUCUGAAUGUUUUCGCUCUGUCCAAAAUCAACAUUGGGCCUCUUACAGCUGUAGAGUCGCUUGAUCUUUCAAACAACGGGCUGUACACGGGGAUGUCAGACUAUUUCCUUGCCGAUUCUCCAUCGCUGGCGAAUCUUUCUCUGAAUGGUAACAGCAUCACCAAAAUAGCUCAAAACACCUUCAGUGGAUCCUCAUCGUUGAGAAAAAUCAGCCUCCACAAUAACGUCAUCUUGGAGAUUGAAGAUGGAGCUUUUGAUUCCUUGGAUCAUCUGACUGAACUCGAUUUGUCCAAGAACUCGAUCACGUGCAUCACAGACUUCAACCUCUGCAACUUAAAAGUGCUGAAUCUGAGCAAGAACAGCAUGGAGCUCUUCCACAGCACAGCAUCAACACUUUCAUAUAAACUCCUCCAUCUUGAUCUGAGUGAAAACAAAAUGCCCUACUUCCCUCUUCUCCCUAGACAAAACAUGCUUGAAUAUUUGGACGUUUCACGGAACCAUCUUCAGAGCAUCAACGUUAUGGGGAGUCUUGAAAAAAAGACAAAUGUGUUUUUUUAUUACCUAAAAUACCUGGACAUGAGUUACAACCAACUCAAAAGCAUUCCAGAUUCGUUUUUUUACUGUAUGGGGUCCCUGGAGGUCCUGAACGUGAGCAAUAACUGCAUCAGCUCGUUCUCUAUCACCAACCCAGGCCUUCUGCAGACGGUGAAGAUUAUCAACCUCAGCUAUAACUCCCUGCAGAGCUUGACAUUUGGGGAAAACACUAUGCAAUCGCUGGAAAAGCUGUUCUUGCAUGGAAACGACCUCGCCACCCUGGACCAUCAAAUGUUUCAAAGACUUCCAAGUAUCAAACAUCUGCAGCUGCAGCAGAACAAUCUGAAAAUCUGUUCCUCGCAGGAAAACCACGAGGAUCCUCCGGGUUGCGUCUCCUUUGCUUUCAUAAGAAACUUGCAGUUCCUGAACUUGUCUGAAAACAAUUUGAGGAAUUUGCCCGCGAACGCGUUUGCCAACACGUCGCUGAUGUUACUGGACUUGUCCCUGAACCCGGGGUUGGACAUGGACAAAGACUCCCUCUCGGGUUUGGAGCAUACCCUAAUCCACCUCCUCUUGAGCGAAAACAACAUUUCCAGCCUAAACACAGACUUGUCUUCGCUGAGGAGUCUCAAACACAUAGACCUGUCCACCAACCAGCUGACCACUCUACCCAUGUGGAACAAAGACUCCUCCAUAGAGUCGCUAAACCUGCAGAACAACAACCUGGUCACACUGGAGUCCAGCACCAUGCUCGCUCUGGAGCACUCCCUAAAAACUCUCUACAUGGGCUCCAACCCUCUGAGCUGCUGCAGCAACCUCGACUUCCUGCACAUGGUCCAGCACUCGGCCGUGGUCGUACCCGAUAUCGAGACCGUCACCUGCGUUCACGAGGAGUAUUCAGAACCGGUCAACAUCGAGAAGGUGACGCAGGAAAUGUGUCACCGAUCAGGCGUGCAGAACUACGUCAUUGCUGUUGUAGUGAUAGUGUGUGUUGUGAUGAUCGUGCUCGGGCUGCUGGUUAAAUGUUUCCACAAGAGGAAACGAAAACACAUCCGAAGCUUUACCGCUUAAUGAAGGAGUUUAUGUUUGGGACUUGGUUGGUGGUUUUUAACAAGAGACAGUUGAAAAACUUGAAUGUAUCUGCCAAAGUCUUCUGAAGGGACAAUUUAUAGGCUUUAUUUGGGUUUAUCGCCACCAUCUAUGCCACUAAAGUGAAUAAAUCCAAAUUCGGUGAAAAGGAAAAGAAGCCUGGGAUGAGACAUGCGAGAAGCAACCACAAUGGCUGCCUGUCAAUGAAGAAAACACAUGCCAUAAUAGAGAAGCAAAGUCCGGCCCCUUAUGUUGGACCACCAAGGGACCUUAUUUUGGAGAAGAAAUGCACGGAAGUCAACGGCGAGAGACAAAUAAUCUUUUGAUCCUGUUUGAAUUGUGCCUAUGAAUUACACUUAUGUUUUCCAGUUUAAAAGGUAAUGUUGUCAGUCAAGAAAGUCACAGUUUGUAGUUAAACUGUUGAAGAAUAAGACUGUGAAAGCACGUGAUUAGAAAGACCCAAAAGUCGUGUAAGUGACGUCAACUUUCUCUUCCGCUGAAUCUACGAUACCCGUGUGUUUCGUACCGGGAUGUAUUCGCACGAGCAACAGGUCAUCCUUCAACCUCCCGGCUAGCUGGAUAAAACCCGUAAGCUAACGUUACAUUCGUGUGUUAGUUAAGUAACCUAGCUAGCUAGCAAGGUAACAGUCGUAUGUUGUGCGAGACGAGAGACUUUCUUGACUGGCAAAAUUAUCUUUUAUAUUUACAGACAUCAUAUGUGUAAUUAAUGGCACAAUUCAAACACGAUCAAAAAAGUAUUUGUCUCUACCGUUCAUUAUUUUUCAGAAAAAAGGUCCCAUUGAGGAAACCAGAAAAUGCGGGACUUCGCUUCUCUAGAUCUCUGAAAUGAAGACAAUAGACAAAUCAUAGAAACUCGACAGUUUGGUCUUUUUUUAAAGGACUUUUAUACGUUUCUUGCUGUCAGCAUCUAGUGGUCAUUACAGGAACUGCAACUUUAAAGCAUGAUGGAUAAUGUUUGCUAACCAGCAUAAGUUUAUUGAAUGUAAAAGGAUAAAUUCACACUAAAACACUUCAACACUGUUGACCAUAGUCACACCAAUACUUUGACUUCAUGGGGGAAGUAUACACUUAUUGGCUGCAGAGAGUUAGAUGAGAAGAAAUGAAUACCUCUUUCAUGUUAAAUAUGAAGCUACAGUCAUCCGAUCAAAGGGUCUUAUUUAUUUUAAGGAUGACCCCAGUCAGUUAGCGUAGCUAAGCAUAAAGACUGGAAACAGCUAGCUUAGCUCUAUCCAAAGCUAACAAGUUAUAUCUUGUUUGUUUAAUUUGUACGUAGUAACUCCAGGAACUUUCUGGAAACGCAAAACAUUUGGGAAGAAAUGUUUUUACGCUUGGCAGAGGUGGAUAGAUUGAUGUAUCUGUAAAAGAAAAAGAAGCAUGUGACUUGUACGUCCACUGAAGCUUAAAAAACGUACAAACCACAAUAUAUCGUUUUUACAUCAAACAAACGAGAUAUAACGCGUUGAGUAGUGAGUUUUAGAGGAGCUAUGCUAAGCUAGCUUUCCCUCCUGUUUUCAGUCUUUAUGCUAAGCUAAGCUAAGUUAACUCACUGCUGACUGUAUAGCCUCAUAUGUGACACAAGAGCGAUAUCAUAGCGUUCUCUCUUAAUAUUGAACUUUAAGUGUUGAAACGAAGACAAAGGGAGUGAAACAGAAACGCAGUGACGUUCAGUGGAAGAGUAUCUGAGGGGGAUUUUCCUUUAAGCUAAAAAUAAAGACACACAAACACUACAAAAGGUCAUGAAACAAAAUGCUCUACUCAUGGACGAUGACGUAUAUCUAGUUUUUAUUAAGCCGUCCCUUCACCCUUUAUGUAGUUUGCACUUUAAAUGUUCUUCUGUUUGUGUGAUUGUAUCUUGUUUUGUGACUGAAAACACUAAGAAUAAUUGUGUUACUAUAAAAACCAAGCUGGACAUUUUAAACAAUAUGUUUUUCUGUAUUGAUCCCCUGUGGACACCAAAUCUAUUCAUUUGAAAUGGCUAAGCACUGAAAUGAAUAACUGUGACACGAUGAAGUAUAAUAUACAUACUGUGUAUUUUUAGAUAAAUAAAUGAAGAUGAAAUCCAGCGCUGUAUUGUCGUGGACUACACUGGCAUGAAGUCCAGCUGAUGUGUAACUUUUCUCAUCCUGUGAUGUUAUCUUGAAACGUAAUACUUUGUACCAAAUGAAGGUUAUUUUCUACACUUAAACACUGUGUGACACUUUAUUUGUGUAAAAACCUCUGAACGUAGUAUUCACACUACCCCAUUUCUUUUAAUAGCCUACCGUAACGUUAUAUUUCGCUAUGUGCGUAUUUAGAGUGGUCCUGUAGUUUAGACACAUUAUGGUAUAAUUGUACUUAAUGUGAUGCUCGGGAGGCCGAGAUUUCUUGCAGAAAUUUAGAUGAGAAGAUUGAUCUCAUCUAAUUCUCAGCAGGAAAUCAAAUAAACGUAAAUGUUGCACAUGCAUGGCAAUUAUUAUCAGAGUAUAAUAAACAACUGAUUCAAGGAGGAAACAGAAGUUAAUGAAAUUAAACUGAAUGUCAUUUUCUAA
Molecule: messenger RNA, 4691 nt
Organism: Cottoperca gobio
Lineage: Eukaryota; Metazoa; Chordata; Actinopteri; Perciformes; Bovichtidae
Gene: lrrc32
Product: leucine rich repeat containing 32
Exons: 3
Coding region: 193-2124 (643 amino acids)
Cellular component (GO): extracellular matrix
Molecular function (GO): transforming growth factor beta binding
Source: RefSeq, a predicted model, not a curated record